AACAUCCACACCACUGAUGGUGACGUUUCCGAGUGCGACAGGAGAUACUGAUGGACUAUUGAAAAUUCCUAUAGAAAUAUAUAAAGAUAAACUUCCUAGAAAUUUUUAGUUUUCUCUGGCAGUGCUCGAAUAUGUGGUUAUCGUUUUCUUACGUGUGCAAGUUAUGAUAGUUUUCGCUUGAAAUUUACAUCGAACAUUGAAUAAUAACAUCACGUCAUGGGUGUACCAUCGUUUGUGGCUUGCGCAUUAUUGCUUUUGACGCCUAUUAGAGCGUUUUAUUUACCCGGUUUGGCUCCAGUGAAUUACUGCAAAGCCGGCGACGACAAUGGGAAAUCCUGCAAGAAUGAGAUUCCGCUGUUCGUAAACAGGCUCAACACAGAAGAGUCUGUGAUACCAUUUGAGUACCAUCACUUUGAUUUUUGUACCACUGACGAGAGUGACUCCCCGGUGGAGAACCUUGGGCAAGUGGUGUUCGGUGAGAGAAUACGACCGAGUCCGUACAAGUUGAACUUCUUAGAGAAUGUGAACUGUAAACAAGUGUGUAAGAAAGAGUAUAAAGCACAGGACCCCGAUGCUCAUAAGAAGCUGAACCUGCUCAAGAUGGGCAUGGCACUGUACUAUCAGCACCACUGGAUCCUGGACAACAUGCCGGUGACGUGGUGCUACCUGGUAAAUGAGGGUGGCAAGACUUACUGCAGCACAGGCUUCCCUAUGGGCUGCCAAGUGAGGAGGGAUUUGGACACAUGCAUGCCGAUAGUGACGACAGCCCCAGGGCAAGUGGGUACAUACUACCUGUUCAACCACGUGGACCUGGAGAUCACAUACCACAGCGGCGGCGAAGAGGAGUGGGGCGUCGGCUUCGGAGACAACGGCGGGCGCAUCAUCUCGGCUAAGGUGAAGCCAGCGAGCAUCGCUCACGCGAACUCAGACCACUUGGACUGCAGCGUGCGGACUCCGUUCGAGAUCCCGAGCACACUAAGCUAUGAUGAAUCAUUCAACAUCAUAUACACAUACAGUGUCACCUUUAUAAAGAACAACACCAUCAAAUGGUCCUCGCGAUGGGACUAUAUCCUCGAAUCCAUGCCGCAGACCAACAUCCAGUGGUUUUCCAUCCUAAACUCAUUGGUGAUCGUCCUGUUCUUGAGUGGAAUGGUCGCUAUGAUCCUGCUGAGGACGUUGCACAAGGAUAUUGCUCGGUACAAUCAGAUGGAGAGCGGGGAAGACGCUCAGGAGGAGUUUGGUUGGAAGCUGGUGCAUGGGGACGUGUUCCGCCCGCCGCGACGUGGCAUGCUGCUCGCUGUCUUCCUCGGCUCCGGUUCACAGGUGUUCGGCAUGACGUUGGUGACCCUAGCGUUCGCGUGCCUGGGCUUCCUCUCGCCUGCUAACCGCGGCGCGCUCAUGACGUGUGCGCUGGUCGCGUGGGUGCUGCUAGGGGCUGUGGCGGGCUAUGUCAGCGCGCGCAUCUACAAGAGCUUCGGCGGACGGCGAUGGAAGAGCAACAUCCUGCUCACUUCCAUGGUCUGCCCGGGGGUGGUAUUCUCUCUGUUCUUCAUAAUGAACCUGGUGCUGUGGGGUAAGGGCUCGUCGGCGGCGGUGCCAUUCUCAACCCUGGUGGCGCUGCUGGCGCUCUGGUUCGGAGUAUCUGUACCACUCACCUUCAUCGGCGCUUACUUCGGAUUCAGGAAGCGCAUCUUGGAGCACCCCGUGCGUACAAACCAGAUCCCGCGCCAGAUCCCGGAGCAGACCCUGUACACGCAGCCGCUACCGGGCAUCGUGAUGGGCGGCGUGCUGCCCUUCGGAUGCAUCUUCAUACAACUGUUCUUCAUACUCAACUCGCUCUGGUCUAGCCAGAUGUACUACAUGUUCGGUUUCCUGUUCCUGGUGUUCGUGAUCUUAGUGAUCACGUGUUCGGAGACGACCAUCCUGCUGUGCUACUUCCACCUGUGCGCCGAGGACUACCACUGGUGGUGGCGCGCCUUCCUCAGCUCGGGCUCCACCGCCGGCUACCUGUUCAUCUACUGCUGCCACUACUUCGUCACUAAACUCAACAUCGAAGACGCGGCCUCCACCUUCCUCUACUUCGGAUACACCGUCAUUAUGGUUUUCCUCUUCUUCCUCCUCACUGGCACCAUCGGCUUCAUGGCAUGCUUCUGGUUCGUCAGGAAGAUCUACAGUGUCGUCAAGGUCGAUUAAACUGCCAGCAUCCAGUGUGAUGUGCUGUGAACGUUUUACUUACUAAUUGCUGCGAAAUUAUAUGGCCAGUUGAUGGAAUUGUGUGAUUUUAUUGCUAGGUAUAGUUCUUGUUGGUUGUUAAUGGCGUCGGGUCUGGCGUGCACCGACUAUUUUAACUUAAUUUUACAAUUCUAAAACUAGCUCUGUCUUUUUCUUGCACUUAUUGUAAUUGAAGGACGGCACUAGUCUAAAGAGCUGUCAAAUUAAAAUAAAAUUAAAUCAGCCGCCGGUGUCCGCCAGAUUAGGGACCAUUAACGUCCGUUAGAGGCUGUAAAUGUUUAAAUCUGUCCGUUUUCGUUGCCCAAAGUCCUCAUAUCAUAUGCACUAUCACAAUGGACGGCCCUGGUCGACGCGGAGGGUGUGAAGCGCACCAGUCCGUUAAGUGUUGCGAUUGGAAGUGAGACUGCUGUACACUAUGUGAUUAUUGUAUAAAAGUUUAUAUGGGAAGUAAAUUAUAGUCACGCCCUGUUAGUUGUCCAUGUCUAAUUUUAGUCGAUAUUCUCUAUGUUAUUUCAGCUGCGGAGGGAUGACCGAUUUGACUCGACAUUUGAUUCGAAUCGGUAAGAAUAACUUUAGCGCCUGCCAUAAUUUUGACCUGAUAGAUUUUUUCUAUCCAUGCCAUACGUUGAGCGCGUGGCUGGCGAUAUACGGAACGUUGCUGUUAUCUAAAAGAAAAUAUACAGAUGGGGUAGGUACAUACUUGUACAACGAAGUUAUACCCUACUUAACGUAGUACAAUUAGAAUGACAGCAGGAUAGAGAUAUAGUACAUCGACUAGUGCGAAAAGGACGAGAGAUGUCUCUUUCGCACUAAAAGUAUACAGCUUAGUAUGAGACGGCAGAUACGUCACUCUAAUUACGCUACGUUAUAUAUAUGGUAUUAAGUAUAACUGAAACUAGGUAUUGAGACAUAGACUAUGAUAGAUGUAGAGUAAGCAUACGUCAAAUCGCUUAUCUAUCGGUAGCUGUGUUAGUCGUUAGUUGUAAAUAAGUAUCGAUGAAAAAAGGAUUUAAUCGAAUUAUUUAUUUUAUUCACCGUCAAGUAUACCUGCACCAUGACUAUGAAUCUGUUGGUAGAAUGUUUGGCUGAACUCUGAAAAUAGUACUUAAAUAUCCGAGAAUAAACGUCGAUCUGAUUAUGACGUAAAAUUUUAAUCGAAAUGCAAUACCUAAUUCCUUAUAGCUAGUAUCCUAGUUUUACAUGUUUAGUUGAAAGAUUUUUCGCAAGCAAUCGCUCAAAUUCCAAAAUCUAAAAAUGAAGUUAACAGUGUAACACCUAAGCUGAAAGUAGAUAUAAUUAAAAUUAAGUCUAUAGGGGUGACUAUUGUCACAAUUUUUCUUUUAUUAUCGUGUGCGCAUACGCAAGGUUAGUUUAAUUUGAACUAAUUUUAUGAUGUUCUAAAUAUGCUUAGUUUAAACCGGAUCAGUUGGAUGUAAACAAUAAAUUGACUAUUUUAAA
This is a messenger RNA of Pectinophora gossypiella (pink bollworm), 3690 nucleotides long. It is a transcript of the gene TM9SF2, whose product is annotated as transmembrane 9 superfamily member 2. Lineage: Eukaryota; Metazoa; Arthropoda; Insecta; Lepidoptera; Gelechiidae. Gene Ontology annotation, cellular component: membrane. Gene Ontology annotation, biological process: protein localization to membrane. The record is from RefSeq and is a predicted model, not a curated record. Bases 217 to 2193 code for a protein of 658 amino acids. The transcript is spliced from 9 exons.